Parnassius mnemosyne (clouded apollo) is the source of this 4541-nucleotide messenger RNA. The record is from the annotation of a GenBank genome assembly. Lineage: Eukaryota; Metazoa; Arthropoda; Insecta; Lepidoptera; Papilionidae.
ACACUCAGUAGUACAAUGUGGCUGUUAGUAUCGUAUCCAGCGUCGAUAGAGACAUACGUGUCCUUUUAAAUAUACGUCCGUGAAGGAUCGUAGUUGUCGUAGUAUAAAGUUGUAGAAGAUUAUUUAUAACAGAAAAUCAGCGCGCGUUUAAAAAUAAUUUUCACCUAUUAAUUGAUGUGAAUUAUUUUUGAGUUUUCCUAUUGUAUUUUUUGUGAUCUAUUAAGAAUUGAAGUGAUUAUUUAUAAGCGAAAAACACUUUCGUUUCUCGUGUCUCUUCGAAUUUACCAGCACCAUAGAUUUCAGGAGGGUCUGUGCGAUCGGGAAGCGAAGCAAGAUGCGCGGGCGGGUGCCCCGCAAUCGGCUUAUCAUAGCUGGCACCAUCGUAUUGCUCGCCGCAGCCGCCCUAGGCGCCGCCCUAGCGUGGAAUCAGAUCUUCGACGCCGCACUUAGCGCUCAAAUGACGCUCACUCCAACCUCACGGUCUUUCCGAGAGUGGGUAGAACCGACAGUACCGUUGUACUUUGACGUAUACCUAUUCAACUGGACCAAUGCGGAACAGUUUCCUGAUGAAAUUCCAAACUUGGUGGAAAUAGGUCCGUACCGGUUCCGAGAGAAGCGAAGUCACGUGAACGUGACGUGGCAUCCGCACAAUGGCUCCGUGUCGUACCGGACGUUCAGGAGUUGGGAGUUCGACGAGAGCAGCAACGGCACGUUGCAGGACAACAUCACAAUGCUCAACAUUAUCGCUGCUUCAGCAGUUUACAGAUCCAGGGACUGGGGCUUCAUCAGACAGAAGGGACUGUCGAUGGGCCUGGCGAUGUUCGGAGAGGGUAUUUCGAUAUCCAAAUUGGCCGGUGAACUGCUCUUCGAGGGCUACGACGAUCCACUACUGGAUCUAGCGAAGAGUUUGCCAGAGAGCACGACUGGUGGGGCACCACCAGUGGACAGAUUCGGAUUAUUUUAUGGGAGAAACAACUCAAUAGACACGGAUGGUUUUAUGGAGGUGUCCACGGGCGCUCUCAGUGGCUCUCUGCCUGGACAGAUCUUGAAGUGGAAUCAUCUCGACCACCUGCCGUAUUACGGUAGCGGUAAAUGUUCGAAGCUUGCGGGUAGUGCUGGCGAGUUCAUGCCGCACAAUCUGACGGAGGACUCAGGCCUUACCCUGUUCGUGCCGGACCUGUGCCGCACGGUUCACAUGCAGCACACCGACAGUGGGCAGAUAGCCGGUCUGCCUUACCACAAAUACGCUCUCACGGAGACAAGUUUCGACAACUCAUCAUCAUCACCAUCGAACUCGUGUUUCUGCAACGGCGAGUGUGCUUGGAGUGGGGUGAUGAACGUGUCAUCGUGUCGCUACGGGUCGCCAUCAUUCCUCUCAUUACCACACUUCUUGUACGGCGACCCACAAUUACGAGAACUUGUCAACGGCAUGGAGCCUGACCCUGAGAAACACUCCUUCUACUUCGCUGUGGAACCGAAUUUAGGAGUGCCUCUGGAUGUCGCAGCGCGGUUUCAGUUGAACGUGUGGAUGGAACCUAACGAAAACAUCGCUUUAUAUGAGAAUGUGCCCAAGAUGCUGUUCCCGAUAUUCUGGGUGGAACAGCGAGUGCGUGUAGAAGACCGGGUGCUGUCAGAGCUGCGCGUAGUGCGCGGGAUAUACGACUGGGGCGGGGCGAUUUGCGCCGGGAUGACCCUGUUCUUCGUCGCUUUCGCGGUCAAAGUGCUUUGUUGCGCAAAGAAACAUAAAUAUUCAAGAUAUUCCAGGCCUUGCGAUGUCAUAAGCGAGAAACCGAAGGACGAGGCGGAGCUAAAACUAAACGCGAUGUAGGAUAAAAAAUAAGCCCACAGGACCAGAAAGUCCUGGAUGCGCCAUAUUAUGUCUAGUUACCUAAAUCCUAGAUAAUCCCUCCAAGAAAUGUAUUGGCCAAUCGGAGAUUUUUGGGAAGAUUUUACUAUUUUAUAUCAGAAACUGCCCAGAAUCUGUGUGUAUAUAAAAUAUAAACCUGUAUAAAUCAGUUUAAAUUACUUAAUAAUGACAUUUUAAUAAGAACUACGUGUGUUUUUAGAUAUAAUGCGUAAAUGGUGCAUGAAAAUGAAAACUAUGUAUGUAUGUAUUGAUUGUAUAAAUUUUAUUAUCGAACUGGCUGUUCCCCGCGACUUCGCCCGCUUGUAAUUUAUUAGGAUUGGACUUAAUGGGUUUUAAUUUUUUGGCGUGGAAUCCUAAUUCUUUUUCUAAAAUUUAAGUAACCUAAGUUACUCCUUAUAACAUCAGCUAUCUGCCAAUGAAAGUCCCGUCAAAAUCAGUCCAGCCAUUUCAGAGAUUAGCGGGAACAAACAGACAGAAAUAUUUCAAAAUUGUGUUUUUCUUAUAUGUGACGUAUAUAAUUUCAUAUGUAUUUAAUUAAAAGCUGUUAUUUUGACAUUACAAACACUUCAAUUUUAUUUAUUUGUACUACGUUUGUAUGUAACUAAUCUAAGAUUUAUAUUUUUAGAACAAAAAGCAAAACAAAUUUUAUAAGGAAAUUUCCUAUUUACUUUUGACUUUGUUAUCAGUGUUGGUCAAGUUAUUGAGCUUUCGGCAGCAGAAUUUCAAUUCGCCACCCUUUUUUUUGUUAAAACUGACACUUUAAUAAUGAUUUUUUAUAGAAUAAGGGUGACAAGCGAGCACCCAGUCCACCUGAUGGUAAGUGGAUGCUGUGGCCCAUAGUCAUCUUCAUGUAUGCCUUAAUUAAGAAUCAAACUGAGGACUAACGAUGGAAUGCCUCGUAUCCAGUAAACAGGGUAUCCAGUUCUCUACACUCACCAUACGAAACACAGCAGCGGUAAACUGCUAUUUUACGCUGGUAUUCUGUGAGAGCGUGGUCCUAUCCCGAUCGAGUCGACCCAUUCAUGCCACAACCAUAAUAUAGCUGCGGCUUAGCUCUGCCACGUAAAAGAGGUAUUGCAUAAUAAUAUUGCAGCAAUAUAUCGCGUCCAGUAUUGUUGAGCCAUAGUUCUCAAAAAGAUUUUCAGCAAGAUGCAAUUUUUAUUGUCCGUUUACGAGCAGAGAAAUUACUAAAGCAAUUCAUUAUUAAUCACCGAAAAAUGUUAUAUUUACAUGCUUUCAUCAGCUUGACCUGUAUGUAUGUAUAAUCUGAAAUUUUGUAGACCUAAUACACUUUAAUUUCAUGACUUUGACUUAGUUUUCCUCAUCACAUAUCUACUUUUAUAUUAUUAUGAAUACUGAGAUACAAAUACUUAGUAUGUAAGUUUCGUGUUAUUUUAUGUGUGUAGAUUGUAAGAAUAAUUUUUUGUGUUGGUGUUGGAUCGGUGGUGUCACUUCUUUCUCAUCUUCAAUCAAUUAAAGUUUGUCUUUUAUUUCUUUGGUAAUAUUACGAUUAUUUUUUGCCAGUGUCAAAAAAUUGGAAAUUAUUUUUAUAUUUUUUUAACAAAGUGCUUCACAAUAUGUUGCGAAAAAUAAUCUUUAAAUUAUUAACCAAAUUUAUAGAUUAUUUUUUCAUAUUAACCAAAUUGAAAAACAUUGCUUCACCUAUACAUUAUGUGUAUUAAGUACUUUAAAAAAGUUUAAUUAAGAUUUCUUCUUGUAAUUAAUUCAUUGUGUUUAAGCCAAACAAUUCCAUUGAAAGAUUAUUUACUGUGAUAUGCUUAGUAUAGUGAACGUAAUCGCUCACUAGUUACGUAAAAAUUGGACAUUAUCACUUAGCGCCUAAAUUUUCAGUAUACAUGAAAAGGUUUGCGUGUAAGAUUGCCUUUGAUAAAUAGGCAGGCGCUUAAAUAAUCACUUAUUAACAUCCUAAACUUAGUAUUAUGACUAUAGUAAAUUUUAUAAUACUAGUGUUCUUUUUUAUAUUGCUAUUAUUAUUACUGUUGCAAUUCAUGACAUAAUUUAUUCCGUUCUCAAUUAUAUAAAUUAUAUAAGGGCUGUGACAAACAAUAUAGUUUAUACACUAUUUAGCUUGACCUAUAGAUAUGUAUCUACGUAUGUAUGUAAUGAAUGAAAUGGAAUUUCAUAAUUCAAUCUAACCCACUUCAUGUCGUAUGAAUAAUCUGAAUAUUUUCAGUCAUACUAACAACCAGUGACAGUAUAUUUUCAUGAAAAUGACCUAUUAUUCCAACUAGGAUCAUCACGGCUCAGGAUCAAAGCGUGUUGUUUAUUAUUUUUUAAUAAUAUUAUUUAAUUUUGUUUUGUUUGUUACAGCCACGUGACUAUAGAUAAGAAACUCAUUGGAGAGUAUGAAAGAUAUAUAAUAUGAUGAAACAUAUAUAAAUAUAAUAUACAAUAUACAAUUAAUAAUAUGUUAUUAAAUUUAAUGUUAUGAAGAGUUAAUAUAAUUAUGACGUAUUAUUUAUUUAUUCUGUUAUUAUAAAAUCCUUCAAGUAUACCGGAUUAAUGGAUAAAUAUCUACAACAUAUAAACCACAUCUGUAAAAAUAUUAAUACUAAGAUUUAUGUAUGUUCACAUUGUGUAAAUAACAUAAUGUAUUCUAACUGAAAGUUACCAGAUACAGUCUAAUAUGACGAGAAAUAAUAAAUUCCUUUAC